AUGGCUUUCAAAACAACGACGAGCGAAAACGAUGAAGCCAAGAUGCCCGGUGUGGCGUCGCUGGACGCGUUCUCGCAGGUGGAGACGGAUUAUGGCAGCGCGCUUAGCGACUUCUCAUGCUUUGGGAAGGAGUUGAUCACACCCGUGAAGCUGUGCACGGGGAAGGGGGUCCUCGACGUGUUCGGCGUGUGCUUCGACGAUGGCACUGCGCUGCUGGAGGACUACCACACAGAGCGGAAGGACACGGACCAGAAGUGGGAGCCGUGGCGGCCAACGAAGGAUGGAGGUGCGUUCCGGGGGCAGCGCCAGUUCACGUGCACGACGUUGGUGAAGGCGAUGAUGGGGAAGCCGUACGCGUACAUCGAGUACCAGCGCUACGCCCUAUUCAAGGUGAGCGGUGCGCCGACGCUCGCGGUGCAGUUCUCAAGCCAGGUGCCUGGUGUGAUGUUUGGUGACGCAUUCCGCGCGGAGGCGCUUGUGACCUUCACGCAGACUGGCAGCGGUGCGUCGGCCGAGGUGACGGUGCGUGCGUUCGGGUACGUGCAGUUCCUGAAGAGCGUGUGGGUGAAGGGCCGCAUCUUGGCGACCGCGAUGAACACGGAGCUGCCCGAUGGGUACAAAAAGCUGGCUUCGAUGGUUGCUGCCAAAAUGGCUGAUCAAUCAGGUGGUGCUCCUGCAGCUCCCGACGCGCCAGCGUCUGAUGAGGCAGAGAUCGAACCAGAUAAAUUCUCACCACAUCUACCUCUUCUGAGCCCGCAGACGAUUCUGCAGCGCAGGGUUAUGGCUCACGGUACCACAGCUCUGGCUGGCUUAGUUGUCGUGGUGUGUUUGAAAAGCGUUUGGCAGACGUUAGCUCUCACACGGGUGUCGGGAUGGGAGCUUUGCGCUGCUGCCCGCGGACGUGAGUCAGAACAUCUCGACGUUGUGUGCCAAAUGAUGGUAGCCGAGUGGAACGGUGUGCUAUCUGCAGCGCGGCCGGCGCUGGUAGCUGUCUAUCUCCUCCUCAUCUCAAUCUUCUGCGGUGUGACGUUCAAAGGUGUCGCACUCUCCGAGGCAUAG
Leishmania mexicana MHOM/GT/2001/U1103 is the source of this 1059-nucleotide messenger RNA. RefSeq lists its product as hypothetical. Gene Ontology annotation, biological process: intracellular sterol transport. Lineage: Eukaryota; Euglenozoa; Kinetoplastea; Trypanosomatida; Trypanosomatidae. Bases 1 to 1059 code for a protein of 352 amino acids. The transcript has a single exon. The record is from RefSeq and is a predicted model, not a curated record. Gene Ontology annotation, molecular function: sterol binding; sterol transfer activity. Gene Ontology annotation, cellular component: endoplasmic reticulum membrane; plasma membrane; endoplasmic reticulum-plasma membrane contact site.